Messenger RNA from Pocillopora damicornis (cauliflower coral), 2828 nucleotides. Its product is annotated as protein PHTF2. Gene Ontology annotation, cellular component: endoplasmic reticulum. NCBI's taxonomy places the organism in Eukaryota, Metazoa, Cnidaria, Anthozoa, Scleractinia, Pocilloporidae. The record is from RefSeq and is a predicted model, not a curated record.
GGAGCGUAAAAACAUUUCAUAGCACUAACUACGGCAAGAAAUUUUAUUAGGCUCAAACUAUAUAUCUGUGCUGUUUGUGACGCCUACCCACUUAUAACUGUUCUAUCUCAACGUCAAUUUCAACGUAUCUGCCUUCAGGGACUUGUUUCUUCGAGCGAUAUCCCAUUUUAACACGCGUAUCUUGAGGCACACAACAUCAGCCGUAGUUUUGACAUUGUAAUACCGGCAAGCUUCUCUCGGCCAUUCGAGAGUUGAAUGGCUUUUGAUCAGAGCAUUUCCUGGUUUCAGCAAAAGCUCGGAAAGUAUGAUAAAGCUUCAUGGGAAAGAACAUUUGAAGUACAAGAGCAGGAGACGGGUACCUUUAUUCAUGUUCCUAAGAAGCCUGGUGGUUUAAAACCUGAACUGAUAGAUGUUGAUUUAGUUAUUGGUUCAACAUUUCCCAAGACAAAGCCAGUUCAUAGUUGGUUUGCUGUCACACAGAAAGGAGUGUGUAGAGUUCUUCUGUUUCCAUUUUUCCGAUCAUGGUGGACGCAACAGUUAUCCCCUAAGCUAUGGUUCCUGUUUCUAUUUCUUUAUUUUUGUGAAGUUUUGGUGCUAUUUGUUUACUUAAGAAAAUGGGAAUCACACUGGAAGGUUGUCACUUGGUCAGAAGCAUGUGGACCAGCUCUGAUCAUGGUUCUGCUGGGUGUUCUCUACAUGUACAUGGUGUCCACUGACUAUUCAAGCUCAUCUCAAAGAAGAAAGGCUAAAAGUCUCAAUAGGAGACGAAGAGCUGCCAGACAGAAGAGAAAGAGCAGCACACAAGAAAAUGGAAUGGCACAUGAUAGCAUUGUUACAAAUGGAAUACGACAGAGGAAGUCCACAAACUUGUCACCUGACUUUAACGUCAAGGAUAACAUAGAAACUGUGGAGAAUUCAAAUCAUUACAACUCAAAAGACAAUGACAAUGAUAAAACAGAAGAAGAACUGAGUGAAAGUGGAGAGACGACCUCGUCAACCACAGAAAGUGAUGUGUCUGAUGUUGAAAUGGACAGUAAUAGUGAGGAUCCCUUUGCUUGGGAUAAACAGGGUAAUGGAUCUCCAGGAAUGCAAACCAGCCCAACACCCCCACCCACUGCAGAGAAGGUUAUGGUUUCUAUUUGGGAAGGAAAUCAAUGCAAAAAAGCCCAGUUGACACUCAUGGAGAUUAGUGCUGCUAUUGCCAACAAAGUGGACUCUCAUAAAAGCCACACGGGUUAUGUGCAGUUUUCUGUUGUUGUCUCUAUGACCCUUGCAUUUAUUCCUCUUCUUUUCCGUCUCUACAACACAACAGGAACUAUUGGAGACCUUUUGAUUAGCAACAGUGAAGAUCUCUUGUGUAAAAUGUUUGGAUAUUCAUCAUGGUCACGUGUCAUUGUUGUUAUUAGCAUGCUGGAGAGGUUCUUCUUGAGUUUCUCCUUCUUCUUUUUGCUGUGCGUCGCAGAAAAAUCCUACAGAGAGCGAUGUCUGUACGCAAAGUUAUUUGGAUGGCUAACGUCGUCGCGGAAGUCUCGCCGUGCGGGGCUCCCUCAUUUUCGUCUCCACAAAGUACGGAACAUAAAGACUUGGCUGUCGCUAAGAUCCCUGUUGAAGAGACGAGGUCCUCAGAGAUCUGUUGACAUGAUUGUGUCAUCAUCCUUUAUACUGGGCAUGGUUCUAGUAAUUCUCAUGUGUGUACAGCUUAUAAAGGGAAAUGAAAAAGAGAGGUUUCUGUCGAUAUUAUUUAACUGGGAGGUGUCAAUAUGGUGCCUUGUUUUAUCUGUCUAUGUUCUGCGGUUCAUGACGUUAGGAUCCAAGAUCAACAGUAAAUUUACGAACACCUCGGGACUACUAACGGAGCAGAUUAAUCUUUACCUUCAAAUGGAAAAAGCUCCUCAUAAAAAAGACGAUCUGACAAUAGCUAACCAUGUGCUUAAGUUGGCCUCGAAACUACUAAAGGAAAUUGAGAGCCCAUUCAAGAUGUCUGGUUUAUCCAUGAACCCCUUGCUGUAUAACAUCACCAGGGUAGUUGUGCUGUCUUUGUUUUCUGGAGUCAUGUCAGAUCUUCUUGGAUUCAGACUAAAGGUUUGGAAAAUCAAGACGUAGCAUCAACUUUAGAGAAAAAAAGGCAAAUUAUUUAUAUUUAACUUAACACACACGUUUUAUUUUUCUGUCAAAUGAGGUUGUAUAUAUUCUAUUAACGCCACGUGAAGUGGUGAUCAUAUAUAUAUAAAUAUAUAUAAAGGGCUCGUAGGGCCAAAUUUCAAAAUAAGAAUUGCUAAAAGAGGCGGCCAGAGGAACCGUGGGUGACAAUAAUGAAAGUUUAUCGCGAAGCGAUUGAUUUAAUGCGUUUUGAUUAGUCAUAUUUACGAAAAAAGAUAGCCCAUCUUUGAUUUAUGGUUUCCAUGGGGUGCGGGUUUACAUUUAUGCACAAAGUUCCUUUGAUUUCGCACUAAAAUGCUGUAAGCUUUGUUUUAAGCUGGUGCAUUAAGUAAUUGGAGAGGCAGUGGCCUGCUUCGAGAGGUCUGGAUUCGAGCUCUGAACGGCACUUUGGGUGGUGUUUUGUGCAAGACGCUUUUUACUCGUGCAGCGUUUCCCUCCACCCAGGAUUACAAAUGAUUAUCAGUGAGAUGUUAAGCUAUGCGUGACUUGAAAUGGACAGCAUCCUUUUCAAGGGAAGAAGCAAUAUUUUAAUAUGGCCACUGAAAUCAGCCUAAGUAUUCUAGCGAUCGGCUUCUUACUUAAAAUCAUAUUAGCAUCUCAUAAUUCUUCUCGAUAUUGUCGCCUACUAUUUCACGCUUCGUAUAGUCAUUCUAGCCCGAAACAACUGU